Messenger RNA from Phycodurus eques (leafy seadragon), 5013 nucleotides. Its product is annotated as muscleblind-like protein 2a. The transcript is spliced from 9 exons. Lineage: Eukaryota; Metazoa; Chordata; Actinopteri; Syngnathiformes; Syngnathidae. Gene Ontology annotation, molecular function: metal ion binding. The record is from RefSeq and is a predicted model, not a curated record. Bases 938 to 2107 code for a protein of 389 amino acids.
AUGAACUACGUGUGUCAAAUAAAUAGGCUACUAAAUAACAAAUAGACGGAAAUUAUCGUACUAUGUCCUUAUUCUUUUCUUGCAGAUGUGUUCAUACAGUUUUGACGCGUGGAAUAUCCCCCUCCCUAGCGUGACGCAUUUACAGUCGUCCGUGAACUGUCAAAAUCGCUUGUUGCUUCCUCCUGAGCUUUAAAAGUGGUGAGCAAGCUAGCGAACCUCACGUCAGCCACCCACUAAAACACAUUUGGAACGUUUUAAAAAGUGACCUGCCGCAAAUUAGGGGGAGGUCUCAGGAUGGUCGUCUUUGCUUGAUGUCAUUUGGCCGGCCGCGGCUCCUGCACUUCCGACCGACCGACAGACAGACAGAGUAGCGGCUGCCACGCGCAGCUGGAUGUGACAGGUUCGCCAUCAGAUUGCUGAUUGAAAGUUCCUUGUGAAACAGCAUCACUGCUGGAUGAUCCCUGGAUAGUUUUGAAGUGUUCCUGAGUCCACCUGCAUCGCAAUAGGACACUCAGACACAACGGUUGUUUUAACCCUAUAAACGUGUUCCUGUUCCCCAACAUUGAUUCAUAUAUUUUUGGACAUUUUGGAGACAUUGGGAAAACAAGUUGAACUCAUCUCAGAACAUGCUUUGUCUUCUUUGCCUGAGGUUUCACUUGAAUAUUGCUGAAUGAUGAAUAAUUCACCGUUUAAUUGACAAAUACCACAACAGGAGUGCAGUCACAUGCUCUGCUCACACAAACUUUGCCAGUCCAUGAACUUCACUUCACUGUCUACAAAGACCAAUCAGAUCCACUGAGCAAAAGAUAAUUUUUAGCUGCAACUUCCAUUGCUUAUUUUCUUUUUUUCCCCUGGAUUCCACUGUAACUGCUCUUCAGAGGACAGGCCACCUCCGAAAACUGAGCAGCUUUGCUCCAACUGAGCCAGCGGCACAGACAUGGCUCUGAAUAUUGCCUCCAUACGUGACACAAAAUGGCUGACCCUGGAAGUGUGUCGGCAGUUUCAGAGGGGGACUUGCUCACGCAGUGAUGAAGAGUGCAAAUUUGCCCACCCAUCUAAAAGCUGCCAGGUGGAAAAUGGGAGAGUGAUUGCAUGUUUUGACUCUUUAAAGGGCCGCUGCACGCGGGAAAACUGCAAGUACCUACACCCGCCCGCUCACUUGAAGACCCAGCUGGAGAUCAAUGGGCGCAAUAACCUGAUCCAGCAGAAGACAGCGGCUGCCAUGUUGGCCCAUCAGAUGCAAUUUAUGAUUCCCGGCACCACCAUGCAACCUGUGCAGACCUUUCCAGUGAGUCAGGGUCUAGGCUCCACUGCAGCUUUGAGCUACACACCAUACCUGACCCCCAUGUCGCACAGCAUGGGCCUGGUACCCACAGACAUCCUGCCCAGCACCCCCGUGAUCGUCCCAGGCAGCCCUCCUGCGUCAUUGGCCACUGCCACCUCCGCCAACCAAAAACUGUUGCGAACAGACAAGCUGGAGGUCUGUCGUGAGUUCCAGCGGGGCAAUUGUGCUCGCGGAGAGACCGACUGCCGAUUUGCCCACCCAUGUGACAGCCCGAUGAUCGACACCAGUGACAACACAGUCACCGUCUGCAUGGACUACAUCAAGAGCCGUUGCUCCCGGGAGAAGUGCAAGUACUUCCACCCGCCGGCCCAUCUACAGGCAAAGAUCAAGGCCACCCAACACCAGGCCAACCAGACGGCAGUGGCCGCGCAAGCCGCUGCGACAACAGCAGCCAUGACUCAGUCGACUGCCAAAGCAAUGAAGCGACCCCUCGAGGCAACUGUAGACCUGGUGUUUCCCCACAGCGUCCUUCAGCCACUACCAAAGAGAGCAGCACUGGAGAAGAGCAACGGUGCGAGCUCCCUAUUUAACCCCAGCGUCUUGCACUACCAGCAGGCACUGGCCAGCGCACAGCUCCAACAACCCACUUUCUUUCCCACAGGGUCAGUCCUGUGCAUGACACCUGCUAGCAGUCUUGAUCAUCCUGAAGUAAGAGCCACAAAAGGACCAGCGCAUGAAGGAGCUGCACUAGGAAACCCAAAACUGCCCGUGUGUAAAUACUAUCUUACCUCUCCCAUAGAGGUCCAGCAACCUGCAUGCUAAGAGUGUAACACUUAACUGCACUUACUGCAGUGUCAGCUUAACACACACGCACUAGAUAGUGUAUGUAUUUUUAGAAAAAAUGACUAGAAAAGUCAAAGAUAUUGGUAAUUCAUUGUCGUACACAGAAUCGAAACACCACAGUGGUAAUUUAAACCCUUUUUAAUUUUUACACAAUUUCUGUCCUUGGUUAGUAAAUAAAAACAAUAUACUUGAUUUGCACUAUGAUAUAUGGUGCACUCUAUUGUAGUGAAAGACAGGAAGUCCCAGAAAACCUGUGACUAACCACACUGUCACACUUUGAUGGCCUCAAGUGUUUUUGUCCAGUGGAAUUAGUGUCGCUCUCCUCAGCAGUAAAUGUGGCAGCUCAUAGGGGUCCCCGCCCGUACUGUAUUUGCCCCAGAUGCCGUGUUCAAGUGUGACCUGCAUCGUAUAAACCCUUGAAGCAUUUUGCCAAAGUCCAACCUGGAGAAGAUGUUUUUCUUCCAUUUCCCAAAGCUGCUUGGAACACCACCAACAACACAGCGUUGACUUAUGGAGGUGCUGCCUUCUUCAACUGCAUUCGGCUGGGGGUGGGGGGGGGGGUGGAUGAGGGGACAGACGUUGAUCAGCUCGGGGGUUGAUGGGCUUAGUUCCAGACAUACAGUACCAAGCCAUGUGUGUGCAUGAGAACAGAUAGUCUGCCGGCAGACAUGGGAGCUUAGUGGAGUUAAUGACAGUGACUGCAACACCGUCACGUGUCUUGGUGGGCUUUUUAAGUGCUAAACCAAACGGUGCAUUUGGCAGUGCUGGAGACUUGACCUCAGAGGGCGACCCGCAUCUGACUCCACCGUCGCCUGCAAUUCGGUUUCAUCUUAAAAAAACUGUAGAAGUGCCUAAACAUGCUCACCUGCCACAUCCCCAGUGAAUCACGGCCAGUCGCAGAAAAGCUAGCGUCACCUUUGGCGGGGAAAAAAAACUUUUUCUUUUCUACCAACUGUCCAUUGACAUCACAAGUGUCUUUCUGGAACUCCAACUAGCUUUCACGACGUACCAUCGGUUUACAAGAGGAUAAUGAGUGAGGAUGAAAAAAAACUUGUUUGUCAUGUAUAUAUGUAGUUUAUAUUCUGAUUAAGGAAUUGUUUAAAGUUUGUGCUAUGUGUGCUAGUAUGUUUGGACCCCAAGUCAACCUGCACUUCAAGUAAGUCAAAAUCAUGAAAUGUUCUUGUUGUUUUUUUUAAACCAAUUGGCAUAUUUCAUCUUUAAAAAAAAAAAAAAAAAAAAAACACAAUUUCAUUUGUAUUUGUUUUAGCCUAAAACAAAUGUAAUCUCACGGUGCUUGAUUACCAUCGACAAUCCACAAACCUUGGGUUUCAUUCUCCUUGAUUUGUCUUCAUGCAUUUUGUUGUGUGCGCGUGCAUUUUUAAUUUGUUACAGGGGUUGUAAAAGUUUAUAUUUUGUUGUAAUUUAUGUUCUUGUUAAUUGCUAUGUUGUAGACACAUUUGAAAUGAAUGUAAUUUAUUGAGCUGUGCCACGCAGUGCAUAGUUGGUGAUGUGGAGGUGGAAGCUUCCAAGUCCAUUCAUAGACUGCUGGAAGAUACUGGACCUUUAUGGCCUUCUUGCUGGAAAGAGGAAAAAAAGAACAGUGUUGCAGAAGUGAGAGUAGUAAUAGAGUUGCUUGUGUUGGACAAAAAACGUGUAUUGUAUAGAUGACAUUUUACCAAAAAAGAAAAAGAAAAAAAAGAGGAGAAAAAAUUAAAGAUGUGCUAGGAUUUCAUAACAAUAUUAAGUUGUUGCUGUGGCAACCAAAUGUUGCAGUUACUAAAGUUUGGUAUUUUUGUAAAAGACAUUGUUUAGUUGACCUUUUUUUCCUGGAACACUGUACACAAAGUAGAUUGUAAAGAUUAACAUUUCUUAUUCUUCACUGAGAUUGUAACAGUGAACUAAUAUAUACACUAGAAAACAACAGCCACUGUAGAGCUGUGACACUCACUAAGACUGAAUCAGCAUAUGAAUAUAUAAAUAUGUACACACAAUGUCUAAAUAAUCUAUAAAUGAAAUCUUCAUGAUUUAGCCUGACAAAGGACCUUCAGGCUCCACACUGAGAUGUUUAAUUCAGUGUAACAAGAGUUGAGGAUUGCACUUUUCACACUGUUUAAAUGUUAUUUCCUGUCAACUCGACAAGAGAGAUUUAACUGCAACAGUCAUGUUGCAUGGGGGAUAAUGUAUUUUCAACUGAAUGUAGUUUGGGGGGGGCAUUGUUGCACAUGAGAGAUCCUUGUUUUUACCCACAAAGUCCUUGACGUGUAUUGUAAGCAUAGACGGUGGAUGGUAAAAGGAGGCUUACGCAAGAGCUUUCUGAAUUGUUGGUCCCCUGAGUAGACUCGGCGUAUCCAAACUCAUUGCCUUAUCACUUGUCCACUAUGUGUGCAUCUUUUUUUUUUCUUUGUAAAACAAUUUGUAGAGACGUUCUCUUCUGAAGCCCCUGAGUACUUUCAUUUCGAAUAAAGGAAUGAUUACUGCUAUCUGAAGCCAUGUUUAUUCAGUGGAGGCCAAAAGGCCUCGCGACAACGGAGGAAACGGUUAUGGAUGUGGAACUUGGUGACCCCGGUGUGAUAAAGGUGUAAUUUGCAGCUUUGACCAACAGAGGGCGUCACACGGGAGACGAAUAGUUACUCAGUCAUCCUUGCUGCUGUGCGCCCAACAAAACAGGACAAACGGAAUACACAUCUAAUAGUUUUGCUGUAAUCUAUUUUUUUGUUUUUGUUUUUUGAGAAAUGUAUUCUUUGUAUUACGUUCUAAUAGUCAAAUGUGCUUUGGUUCCAGCGAGGUAGUGUCAAAUCUAUUGAAAGAAAUAAAGAAAAUCUAAUAAAUCUCGUUGUUUUAUCAGUUUCCCUCCAUACAUAAGUUAGCUACAUGCAUUUUCUCUU